GUGAACGCAGUGGAGAGCCCAUUGCGGCGAAGAGCGGCCUGUGGCGUGCGCAGGAAGCGUUUCUGGCUCAGACGCGCUCAGCCGUUCGGUCGGCGUCAGGUCGCCGCGUCGCGAAACGCCCAGACGGUCGGGAGAGCGAGGUGCUUGCAGCGAAGUGCAAAGCGGUACGCCGUCGAAGCGGCGCUGCCGAAGCAAGUCAACGCAAGCGUAAACAACCAUGGCCGACGUCAAGGCUAGACUGGAGCAGAUGCUCAAGGACGACCACGCUUCUGGGGGAGGCGGCGUCACCAAUGAACAACUAAAAGACGCGUUCGGCGACGAGUUCGACGACCUGCCGGCGAUUAUCAACGAGCUGAUUAACACGGACCGCAUGGAGUUGCUGCAGGGCGAGGGUAGGACGACGCUUGCGUACCAGUGGAUUCCGGAGGAUAGAGCUGCGAGACUAGGUGAGCUGACGAACGAACAGAGGUUAGUUCUACAAGUUGUUGAGAGAGCCGACACGUCCGGUGUGUGGUUACGAGAUAUUAAAUCCGCGACCUCCAUGCAGCAGCAAACUUUAAAUAAAGCUCUGAAAGUACUGGAAAGUAGGAAAUUAGUGAAGACGGUCCGCUCCGUGCAACAAAAGACCAAAAAACUCUACAUGGCCUACGACCUCGCACCGACGCGAGAAGUGAGUGGCGGGCCCUGGUACACGGAUCACGAAUUUGAUCAUGAAUUUGUAUCUGCGAUAAAGACAGUUGUGGUUUCUUGUGUGAAAGCAUUGGGGAACUGUACGCUCGAAGAUAUCCACCAGGCGGUGCUAGGGACCAAGGUUUCUACCGUCCCGUUAAGUAUCUCGGACGUACAGACCGUCGUCGAAGCGUUGCUGGCCGACUCGCAGCUCGAGCGGUUGCACGCGUCGGAUGACGCGCGGUUCAAGGUGGCCAAGCCCUGCGUGAAUACGGACUGGGUCGCCGAGGUGCCGUCCGGGACGUGUCCGUGGCCGCGGUGCCGCGCGGAGAACGGUGGCACGUGCAACGCCGAGUCGUGCCUGUACCUGGACGCGUGGCUCGACGAGGCUAGCACCUAACUUGUAUGUUAUGUUUU
This is a messenger RNA of Pelagomonas calceolata, 1086 nucleotides long. The record is from the annotation of a GenBank genome assembly. NCBI's taxonomy places the organism in Eukaryota, Pelagophyceae, Pelagomonadales, Pelagomonadaceae.